AUGGAGUGUGUUGGAACAGCUACUGCUUCGGUCCUUGUCAAUGGGUGUCCGACAGAUGAGUUUCCUAUUCAGAGGGGGCUUAGACAGGGGGACCCUUUAUCGCCUUUUUUAUUUUUACUAGCGGCCGAAGGUUUUGAUGUUUUGAUGAAGGCUUCAGUGUCGUCAAAUUUAUUUAAUGCUUAUGGUAUUGGACCUCAAAGUGAAAUUAAAAUUUCUCACCUACAGUUUGCUGAUGACACUAUCAUUAUUGGAGAAAAAUGUUGGUUGAAUGUUCGUACCAUUCGGGCGGUAUUAUUAUUACUUGAAGAGGUGUCCGGGUUGAAGGUAAAUUUUAACAAAAGCAUGUUGACAGGUGUAAACAUUUCUCAUAAUUGGUUGACGGAAGCGGCUUCGGUGUUGAACUGUAAAACUGGUACAAUUCCCUUUAUGUACUUAGGAUUAUCUAUAGGCGGAGAUAGUAGAAGACUCAGUUUCUGGAAACCGGUAGUGGACCGAAUUGUUGCUAGAUUGUCGUCGUGGAAUAAUAAAUUUCUAUCGCUUGGUGGUCGCUUGGUUCUUCUGAAAUAUGUCAUAUCCUCUCUUCCGGUUUACUUUCUUUCCUUUUUCAUGGCACCUGCAGGCGGAGUACCUUUAAAGAUUCAAUUUAGUCGUCUUUAUGAUUUAUCGGUGCAUAAGAAGUGUUCGGUGGCAGACAUGGAGCGUUGGGGGUGGGUUGAGGGCGGUAAUGGGUGGGUUUGGAGAUGGCGGUUGUUAGCUUGGGAGGAGGAGAGUAUGAGGGAGUGUAUCACUUUACUGGAUAACGUUGUUUUGCAGGUUCAUAUUCAGGACCGUUGGCGGUGGUUACUAGAUCCUGUUCAUGGUUAUAGUGUUGGUGGGACUUAUCGUUUUCUCACAAAUUCUGAAGAACAGGUGGCUAAUGAUGCUUUUAUUGACGUGUGGCACAAAUUGGUCCCGACAAAAGUGUCGCUUUUUGCUUGGCGGUUGCUUCAAGACAGAAUUCCUACAAGAGCAAACUUGGUGCGUCGUCUCAUUCUUCAACCAAACGACAAUUUAUGUGUUGGAGGGUGUGGACUAUCCGAAACGACAGGUCAUCUCUUCAUUGGAUGCGAAUAUUUUGGAAGUGUUUGGGUUUUACUUUGUCAUUUGUUUGGGUUUUCUUUUGUUCCUCCAGGCUCUAUUAAGGAUCAUUACAUUCAGUUUACUCAUUUGGCGGGUUCGCCUAGAUCUACUCAUGUGUUUUUUAAGGUUAUUUGGCUUGCUUGUGUUUGGGGAAUAUGGAAGGAGUGA
Molecule: messenger RNA, 1287 nt
Organism: Medicago truncatula (barrel medic)
Lineage: Eukaryota; Viridiplantae; Streptophyta; Magnoliopsida; Fabales; Fabaceae
Exons: 2
Coding region: 1-1287 (428 amino acids)
Source: RefSeq, a predicted model, not a curated record